AAACACCACAGCUGAGCGCACACACUUCCUGUUUUAGUUUGAAAGACACUUCCUGUUCUGCUGAGACCACGUGAUUUACAGUAAGACUUCAGAGUGAGAGUGAAGCAGGAAGCUCCAACACUUUGAUGAGAGACGACUGAGAGCUGCUGGGACCAACAGGUAAGAACCAACGAACUGAAGGGAGGACAUCAGCUCAGAGCAGCUUCUCUCUGACGUCUUUCUGUCUCCAACACAGGAAACAUCUCAACACAAACCUCCUGGACAUGGACCCAAGACCAAGAAGAAGAAGAAAUAGCAAAGACCUGCCACCAAAUUUCUCUGAACUAAUGAACAAACUGACUGAAGCUGCAGCUUCAUUCAUCAAACAGUUUGACAACAAUGAACCACAGAUGUGGCAGAUUAUUAGAAAGAUGAGGACGAUCUCUGAAAGACUGAAACAGAUGCAGGAGACGAAGGACAGAGACAGAAGGAUCGGUGCUCGUGUUAUUGCUGGUGCUGUAUUAACUGGGGUCGGGAUCCUGGCUGCUCCAUUUACUGGAGGGUUGAGUUUCGCUGCUGCUGUUGUUGGAGCUGCUGCUGUUGGUGAAGGAGGAGGUGCACGUGUUGUCUACAGAAACAUCAUAAAACAAAAACGAGAGAAGGAAAGUGUGCAGAAGGUAGAAGAUCUGGGAGAAGAACUGAAGAAGAUCAUUGAACCACUGAAAGAGACUCUGCAGGAAAUAAAGACGACAUGUGAACAACUGGAACAAAAAUCAGCUGAAGCUCGAACUGAAAUCACUCUGAGAGACGUGGAGGAGUUUAAGGAGAUGCUCAGACGAGUUCCUGACCUAAAGGAGACGAGUGGAGAAGUUUUGGAUGUAACUGUGAUGAUGAUCCAGAUGAUCAGAGAUCUGCUGGCAGUGAUCGUGGCUGUGUUCACAUUCACUUCGACUCCUGAAAAGGAUCAGAAGUUAAGAGACGCCAUCAUCCAGUCAGCUGAUCAGAGUGAGAAGGUCCUGAAUGACUUUAAGAGGAUGAAGGAGGCUCUCAGAGAAUUUACAGGAAGAGACGGAGCUGCAGUUACAACAUCCAGAGCAUCGACUUAAACCUUUCACCAGGUCAUGUUCAUUCCUGUAACUCAGCAAACACAUUACACCAGUUAUUCUGAGAUUUACAGGGGCCAUGAACACAACACAGACCCUGUUCAUAUUUGCAGUGUUUUUCAUGUGUUGUUGAUGCUGGUUCAUCUUUGUGUCUGCAUUGGUUCAGUCCGUAUAUUGUUAUGUCAUUUAAUUGUGUCAUAACCUGGUUGUGUCUGAUAUGAGUCAAGUUUUGCUUAGUUGAACCCUUUGAAAGUUUCUCUUUUGAGUUUGUUUUGUACUAAAUAAAGCCUUUAGGUUUUAAA
This is a messenger RNA of Mugil cephalus (flathead mullet), 1384 nucleotides long. RefSeq lists its product as uncharacterized. Gene Ontology annotation, molecular function: lipid binding. The record is from RefSeq and is a predicted model, not a curated record. Gene Ontology annotation, biological process: lipid transport; lipoprotein metabolic process. Lineage: Eukaryota; Metazoa; Chordata; Actinopteri; Mugiliformes; Mugilidae. Gene Ontology annotation, cellular component: extracellular region; membrane. The transcript has 2 exons. The coding region runs from base 264 to 1085 and encodes 273 amino acids.